UGGGAACUCACCAAAACUUUGUUUUACUAUCAUCUUGAGUCGUGAUAGUGUUUCUAUUACCGUGUCUCUUUUGUUGGGCCUGGAAACUUGGGCGGGGGAUGAUGGACUGUUAAGAAGAAAAGAGAACUGCGACUCUCAAUGCUCUGUUUGAGAAAGCCACGGCGGCGGUUGGCCCAGAUCUCAAUGCUGCUGAAAGAGCUCUCCCUUCCGGCGGGAUAUCUCCGCUCUCGAUCUGUCUUAUAUAGCCACGCAUCUGUGGUCGAGUGGAAGUAUCCGCUUCAAAUUCUCGUCGAGGAGAAUAUUGCAUCAUCCCUAUUUUCCUACUCGCCGAAGCUCCCACCUAUCGAAUCUUCUAUGCCUCCGAAGACGUAUCUUUGGACGAGAUCAUCAAAGAGCUAUCUGGGGAGGAGGCUAGAGGAGGAGCCAAGGAGGGAAUGAUUUCACUUGGGAUUUGU
Messenger RNA from Trichoderma harzianum CBS 226.95, 455 nucleotides. RefSeq lists its product as hypothetical. The record is from RefSeq and is a predicted model, not a curated record. NCBI's taxonomy places the organism in Eukaryota, Fungi, Ascomycota, Sordariomycetes, Hypocreales, Hypocreaceae. The transcript has a single exon. Bases 139 to 438 code for a protein of 99 amino acids.